Molecule: messenger RNA, 1837 nt
Organism: Fragaria vesca subsp. vesca
Lineage: Eukaryota; Viridiplantae; Streptophyta; Magnoliopsida; Rosales; Rosaceae
Product: pentatricopeptide repeat-containing protein At5g10690-like
Exons: 12
Coding region: 21-1769 (582 amino acids)
Molecular function (GO): protein binding
Source: RefSeq, a predicted model, not a curated record
ACCCUUUUUCACCACAAACAAUGCAAACCUUGCCGCUCUCCUCCGCCGUCUGCUCCUAUUUUCCGAUACGACGCCGUCGAAUCACCACCGCCUCCCCCCGCCAUUCCAACCUCAAGCGUCUCACCUCCCGCGUCGUCCAGCUCACUCGCCGCAGACAGCUCCACCAGAUAAUGGAGGAGAUAGAGAUAGCAAAAGGAAGAUACGGGAAGCUGAAUACUAUAGUGAUGAAUGCGGUGGUGGAGGCGUGUGUCCACUGCGGCGAUAUCGACUCUGCGCUUAAGGUGUUCGACGAAAUGUCUAAGCCAGGGAGCUGCGGCGUUGAUACCGUCACCUACGCCACUCUUUUGAAGGGAUUGGGCGUUGCGAGAAGAAUCGACGAGGCAUUUGAAGUGCUUGAAUCCGUGGAACGCGGUGUUGCUGUGGGCAGUCCAAAGCUAUCAGCGCCUCUUAUAUUUGGACUGCUCAAUGCUUUAGUUGAAGCAGGAGAUUUGCGCCGAGCUAAUGGGCUUCUUGCAAGGUAUGGUUUUCUCCUUAGAGAAGGCGGCAGUCUUUCGCUCACAGUCUACAACUUAUUAAUGAAGGGUUGUAUUAAUUCAGGCCUUCCUCAGGGUGCGAUAGAAAUGCAUGACGAAAUAAUACAUCUAGGGUUGAAGCCUGAUAGGCUCACGUAUAAUACUCUAAUAUCUGCAUGUGUAAAAGCUGGGAAGUUGGAUGCCGCAAUGCAAUACUUUGAGGAAAUGAAGGAUGAAGCGCAGAAAUCUAGUGAUGCUGGUCUCUUCCCUGAUGUCAUCACUUAUAGUACAUUACUUAAGGGUUUUAGGGACACCAAAGAUAUCCUUAUGGUUCAUAAGAUUGUUUCAGAAAUGAAAACAUAUAUUGGUUUCUCAAUUGAUCGAACAGCAUAUACGGCGGCAAUUGAUGCUUUUCUAAAUUGUGACGCAAUAAAGGGUGCUUUAUGUAUUUUCGGAGAAGUAUUAAAGCAGGCUGGUGGAAAUCCAGAGUUGCGACCAAAACCUCACCUCUAUCUUUCCUUGAUGCGUGCCUUUGCUGUUAGAGGAGAUUAUGGCAUAGUAAAGAGUCUGCAUAAGCACAUGUGGCUAGAUACUGCUGGAACUAUCUACCCGAUGAUUCAUGAAGAAGCUGAUCAUCUUGUAAUGGAGUCAGCUUUGAAUGAUGGGCAGGUAGAUUUGGCCAAAAAUUACCUUGGAAGCAUCAUUACAAGGUGGAAGAAAAUAUCGUGGACAAGUCGAGGAGGCUUGGUAGCUCUACGUAUAGAGGCGUUGUUGGGAAACACAAAUUCGAUAUUGACUCCUUAUCUACUCCCUCAGGUAUUGGGUAGUGAUCCGAUUGAGAGUGUGAUGAUGCCCUUUGAAGCAGCUCGGCCACUUCUUGGGACUGUGAAGUUGAACAAGGUGGCUAUGCGUUUCUUUAGAGAUUCAGCAGUGCCGAUCAUAGAUGACUGGGGUAACUGCAUUGGAGUACUGCACCGUGAAGACUGUAGAGAGAUGGACGCCCCUCUUUCCUCAAUGAUGAGAAGCCCACCUCCCUGUGCCGUAACAACAACAUCGAUCAGCCAUGUGGUGGAUCUAAUUGUGAAGCACAGAUUUAAAUUGGUAGUCAUAGUAAACCAUAGUUCGUUAUUUGGUGGUACCGCAAAUUUGAAGGCUGUUGGUGUUUUUACAGCUGACCAACUGUGUAAACUUGUCGCACCAGAAUCAGUAACGCCGGGAUUAAAACCUUCUUUCUGUAGAAGUUUGUGCUGUGUAUGAGAUAGACUAUAUCCUGCCCUUGUAAAUACAAUUUUGUUAUAUAUAUUCUAGUGAAAAUAUUAUCCUCG